UUGUGGCGGGUCGUGUUGUUCUCUUGUUCUUUGGUUGAAAUGUCUAAACUAUCUCCUCAAAAGUUUCAAAGAUGGAUACGAGACGAGUUGGGUAUGAAGAAACCACCGUCCGAAGCAAAACUUGCAAAAAUCUGCAAGGGAACUCUUGCCAAUGUGUGGUUACAACUGGUAGACAACUACGGUUCACAAACAACCCAAAAGAGCUUCUACAACAGUUUCCUUAUACAGGAAAGCUAUUUGAAAGAGAAUAAAGUGCCUGUAAAUAGCGAAAAAAAGGAACAAAGCAGUAACGAUGAAGAUUUUGCAAGGUGCAACGAUGCAAUAAACGAAUAUAAGCAAAGAUUAUCAGAGUUGGAAAGAGAGAUAUUUGAAGUAGAACAACAGAUACAACUAAUUCAUUGCCGUCAAGCUCUUUCACGGCGGACUUGGGAUAGAUUCUCGGCAGCUGCGGAGAAGAUAGCCAAGGGGAUUGAAGCUAUCGAUGAAAGAGUUUCGCAAUAUAAUCUUAUCGAAAGUAUUGCUGAGUCUGGUGUCGAAACUGUCAACCUCGAACAAUGUAUCCUUCACUGCUCAAAUAUUUCUUCUGCAAUGAGCACUGUGUCAGAUUUUGUUCAAAAAUGUAUGGAACCUUUUACACAAGAAGAGUUUCUGACUCUAUUAGAGCAACAUAUGGGUAAGCAAGAUAUAGUUCAUUCCUUGAAACAGAGUUUGUAUUGUUCAUUGCAAUAUGACAACUUGUAUUCUGAAGAAUGUAAAUCUAUUGUCGAUGGCCAAAAAUUGUUACUAUGGAACUUGCAAGCUCUCUUGUCUGAUUUAAGAUUGAAAAAUACAGAAUAUCAAAACCAACUGGAAGAAAUAUCGCUUCAUAGGAAAGAUUCUACGGAUGAUUCUUGCCAUGAAAAUAAUGAUGAAAAAGAUUGGAUAGAAGCACGUACAUAUGGUGAAGAGGCAACCGAACGAAUGUUGAGAAAUAUGCAACAUCAGUUGGAAGCUAAUUCAUCCGUUUGGAUUUCGGAUGAAGAAUUAGAAGAGACUUUGUCUCAAAUGACUAACAUUGCAACUCAAUUGGAAAGUAAUGUGUAUUCAAUGAAAUCGACGAAUGACGAACUGGAAAAUGUAUGCAACGAUUUGAAGCGAACCGUUGAUGACUCUACUCAUCAAAAGAUAGAACAGCUUUGCCAUCUAAGUAGAAAGGCAGUAGAUUCUAUUAAGAACUUCAUCAAGCUGCACAAAGAGAAAUUGAAUGAUAUCAGUUCGUUAGAAGAAUGUAAAGUUCCUGCUAUUGCUAACCACUGUGCAAAGACAGACACAAGAAUGCACAAUGAAGAUUUGGAUAUUGAUUUAAGAGAUUACGACUACAUGAGGAAAGCUAUUCAAGCCCUACCAAGCAACGGAAAUGGCAUCAUUAUCAAAAUCUGGAAAGAUGUGGAAAUUCUGAAAGACUUGGCUGUACUCGGCUACAAAGCUCGCAAUUUUGAGCAUGAAAUGCUAACCGAUUUGAUUACAAAGGAGUAUCAUUUGACUGCCAUGCAACAGCAAGUGGAGCAACUACAACAUUAUUGGACUGGGGAAAUAAGUCCUCUAGUACAACAUGCAAAUAGUGUACUGAACAACGUUACUGAGUUACUUCCAAAUAUAAGAAACUUAUUGGAUGUGUGGAUUUCCCAACCUGGUCUGGUGAUUCCUCAAUCUCUUGCAAAGUAACAUACUAUCUAUCGCCAACUCCAUUCACAAAAUAUAAAAAAUGUUAAACAAGC
Molecule: messenger RNA, 1757 nt
Organism: Galdieria sulphuraria
Lineage: Eukaryota; Rhodophyta; Bangiophyceae; Galdieriales; Galdieriaceae
Exons: 3
Coding region: 40-1704 (554 amino acids)
Source: RefSeq, a predicted model, not a curated record